GUUAUCUCCCUUGCGUCUCCAACAUAAACAAUCAGAAGUUGAAUAUUUGGGAAACAUAUAAAAUUUAGUGACAUUAUAAUGUAGAUGGGACUGGCAUGCACAAGACCUGAUAUAAACAAUGUCAUAGACUUUCCACAAAAAGUAUUGUUGCUCGGGAAAAGCGGUGCAGGUAAAACAAGCUUACUGUAUGCUUGGAAGCUAGGAUGUGAUUCUGUCAUUAAACCAAUACCUACAGAGGAUUUUAAUGUUGAAAAGAUUGAAUAUAAUGGACAAAUCUACAUAAUAUGGGAUCUUAGUGGUGCUCCCAAUUACCAUCCAAGAUGGAGACAGUUUUACCAUGGAACAAAUGUGCUAGUUAUAGUUGUAGACAGCAGUGACAAAGACGUUAUGAGAUCACUGAGGGAAGAUGUCACCUCCAUUCAACAGGAAAGGGAUUUAGAUGACAUUCCAUGUGUACUUAUAUUCAAUAAAUCUGACAUAGCUGGUGAGAAAGCAGAAGCAAUAGAGAAGACUACAAACUUCCCAAGUUCACCAUAUCUUCAUGUUAUCUCCUGUUGUGCCAAAGAUGACAAUAGUUGUAAAGCAGCUUUAGCAAAAAUAUCUGAUGUAUGUAGGAAUUCAAAAUUGCCAGAACAAUAGAUCCAUUUUUAUGUUGUAUUCAAAAUAUGCUGUUGGUUAUUAUAUUGAAAGAUCCUCACAAAACUCAAUCUAAACAUCUGUAAUUUGUCUUAUUUUAUCAGUUAAUAUCUAAAAACCAUUCAAAAGAUUAACUAAGGGCUCUUCUAGAAUUAAACACAUUGGGGGCAUAUGAGUCACCUUUUUUUGGGCCCUAAGGGCUAUUCCAUUAAAAUGUAUGUGGGAGGGUAGGAAGGGAAGUUUAAUUAUUGAAUGUGGGUCAUGGGUCUUUUUUCAGUAUGCGUCUAUUACCAUUAUGCAAAAUUAUCUAAAAAAUGGUUCUUGGUUGUAGGGAUAUUUUGAAAGUCCCUUCCUACCCUCCCACAUACAUUUUAAUGGAAUAGCCCUAACCACCCCUAAUAUAAAAUUUCCAUUUUACUAAUAAUUCUUAAAAAAUUCUAAGAAAAAUUUUACCUCCACAAUUGAUAAAUUUGAGUACCCAGCCCCCAAAACCAGACAAUUUUGGGAUGGCCCUAAAAUGAUGGGCUCCAGUAAGGUCAGUAUGAAUAUUAAAGCCUUUAGUACAAUCUCUCAACUUAAAAAGAUUUAUAAAAUGAGCAGAUUUAUGAUUAAGGAUGUUCCGGGCUAAGAUUCUAAAUUAAUCAUUUUAAAAAUGAAGUCUUUUUCAACAGCUAAUGUAUAAUACAUUAAAAUUAAACAAAAAUCAAGAAAGGUGUGUGUGUGUGUUUGUUUUUUGUUUUGUUGUUUUGUUGUUUUUUGGAUUUUUGGAAUUUUUUUAGGUUCUAGUAUUUUAGAAAUUAGAAUUUUUGACAAAUAACAAUGUCUCUUGAUUUUCAUAUAUAUGCUGAACUGUAUGAAAAAGUAUUAAAUAUGCACAAAAUGUCAAAAUAUUUUACAAGAAGUGUAUGGAAGAUGUGUUUAAAAAAAUAAUGAGAGAUAUAGGGACAAAAAUUGUUUCAGUGCAUUGCCUAAAAAAGCAAUGGGGCUUAGAAAAUAUAAAGUAAGAGUUGAAAACAUGAGAAACACAUAUUCAAUCAUGAAUAGAAGAAGAUGUGGUGUAAACAUCAAAAAGACAGCAACCCAGUGACAGACAACUGGAAAGAUGAUUCAUGGUCUAGUAACUUUAGUAGUCAAGAUCAAAUCUUAAGUUAAUAAUGGUUUUUGAACAUUCAAUUUUUGUAAACAAAUGAAACUAACUCAAAACAUUUUUGUCAAACAUACAACAAUUUGUCACAGAAGGGAGACAUAGUAAUCAUACAGUCUGUCCUUGGUGUCUAAGGUGUUAAAAUUUAGGUUCAGUCUGUGGUUGAAUUUCUUUUUAACCAUCAAUAACUUUGUCAAACCUUCAUGAUCAACAAACAAUAUCUGGAUAAAUACUAGCUAGACUAGAAACCGGGUUCUCUGAACCUUUAUGAAUGUUUCAUCAUUCAAUAGUUAUGAAUUUCAUAAUCUAAAAGAAACUACGUAAAGUUAAGUUUAUUUUUUUUUUUUUUUCUGACAGCAUGUGUGGUAGGUAUAUUUUUGCUUUUCACUGUAUUUGGCAGUUAAGCUUGUACUUUAAUGUAUGAAAAGCUUUACAAUUACGCAGCAUUUUCAAUAACAUAAGACAAAGACUUAUGAAUAUUUUGCUUACUUAUUGAAUUCAGGUUGUACAUGUUUUUUAUUUAAAAAAAAAGGUUGUAUUGUUUUACUUUUUUUAUAUACAUGAUUUUAUUUAUAUGUUUUAGUGCUAACAUACAAAUUGUUGUCCAUUUACGUGUAUUGUGUGAACAUUUUUAAAAUUUUAUAAUAAAAUAUUAUUAGUUUUG
This is a messenger RNA of Mytilus californianus (California mussel), 2444 nucleotides long. RefSeq names its product ADP-ribosylation factor-like protein 1. The transcript has 4 exons. Bases 85 to 639 code for a protein of 184 amino acids. The record is from RefSeq and is a predicted model, not a curated record. Gene Ontology annotation, biological process: vesicle-mediated transport; intracellular protein transport. Lineage: Eukaryota; Metazoa; Mollusca; Bivalvia; Mytilida; Mytilidae. Gene Ontology annotation, molecular function: GTP binding; GTPase activity. Gene Ontology annotation, cellular component: cytoplasm.